Ceraceosorus guamensis is the source of this 1337-nucleotide messenger RNA. RefSeq names its product 40S ribosomal protein S9. Gene Ontology annotation, molecular function: rRNA binding; structural constituent of ribosome. Gene Ontology annotation, biological process: translation; positive regulation of translational fidelity. The transcript is spliced from 3 exons. Gene Ontology annotation, cellular component: cytosolic small ribosomal subunit. The record is from RefSeq and is a predicted model, not a curated record. NCBI's taxonomy places the organism in Eukaryota, Fungi, Basidiomycota, Exobasidiomycetes, Ceraceosorales, Ceraceosoraceae. Bases 472 to 1056 code for a protein of 194 amino acids.
ACUUCCCAUCAACAUUCCUCAAGGUGAGUAUCGUCGCAAGCGCCUGCCCUUGCCGUCGCUUCGACCCCAACAUUCAGCGGGGCGCAGCAGCGCAACCAUCGCAGUGUUCCCUGGACAAGCUGUAUGGGGGGCGCAACUGGUUGGAGCAAGCGAAGUAAUGUUGGAGUGGGAGUAAAGGCGCUCGUGCGCACAGCCGCGAUGGCAAUGGCGGGUGUGACAGGCUGCAUCGCUCACGGAGCUGGACACUCGAGAGAAUGGAGGUAGAGGUACUCAUCGAGAUGAUGUGGUCUCGAGGCCAGGGACGCUGCCAAAGGCGGGUGAGGCGGCGCACCGUCGGAUCUUGGCAUGGUCUGCGCGCAACAUUACACCUAGAGUCGAGCAGCAGAAUUCAAAUGCUGCACAAGCCGCACACUUCCAAACCUUGGUUGCACAUGGGUUCUGACUCUUGCUCGUCUACCUUGUCAUCUGCAGAUGCCGCGUGCUCCUCGUAACCACAGCAAGACCUACAAGGUCCCUCGUCGUCCUUUCGAGUCUGCUCGUCUGGACUCCGAGCUCAAGCUCGCCGGAGAGUACGGACUGCGCAACAAGCGCGAAAUUUGGCGCAUUGCUUUGGUCCUGUCCAAGAUUCGUCGUGCCGCUCGUGAGCUGCUGAAGCUCGAGGACAAGGACCCCAAGCGUCUUUUCGAAGGCAACGCCAUCAUUCGUCGUUUGGUCAGAAUCGGUGUGCUCGACGAGACCCGCAUGAGACUCGAUUACGUACUUGCCCUCAAGAUUGAGGACUUCUUGGAGCGCCGAUUGCAGACUCAAGUCUACAAGACUGGUCUCGCCAAGUCUAUCCACCACGCCCGUGUCCUCAUCACUCAACGUCACAUUCGGGUCGGCAAGCAGAUCGUCAACGUCCCCAGCUUUGUCGUUCGUCUCGACAGCCAAAAGCACAUUGACUUUGCGCUCACCAGCCCGUACGGUGGUGCACGCGCUGGCCGCGUUAAGCGCAAGCGCGCUGCUGCUGCUGCUGCUAAGGAGGGCGGCGGUGAGGAGGAGGAGGAGGAAGAGUAGAUGGUUUUGCGGAAAGGCAUGACUAGAUUUGCAGAAUAGCAAAAAAUCCUCAUGAUUCCCGAUUCUGCGACCAUUCGACAUGUAAAAAUACUCUUCUUGGGUCGGGGUUGGCUUGUUAGGCCGACUUAAAAACGUUGAGCGAUGCUGGCUGGUGCCACCGCCUUGCUUCCUCGACGGAAGAGGCUGCACAUCCACGCACCUCUUUCCAUCCUACUCUCAUGCACAACGGCUCUCCUUUCUUCACGCUACAAGCCCCACGCAAUGACAGCGCUUCAUCAGAG